Messenger RNA from Cokeromyces recurvatus, 162 nucleotides. RefSeq lists its product as uncharacterized. The transcript has a single exon. The record is from RefSeq and is a predicted model, not a curated record. Lineage: Eukaryota; Fungi; Mucoromycota; Mucoromycetes; Mucorales; Mucoraceae. The annotation marks the transcript as partial.
UUCCCUGACACCAUCAACAAAAAGAAGCACAAAGGCCGAAAGGUUAUUCUUCAGGAUGUGCAUACUGUGUUUAUUUUCGAGUUACUAAUUAACGAGCCAACCUUGACAGUAGAAGCUGUUACUGAUCAGCUUUGCACGACUUUCAAGGACAUUCAGACUACU